Messenger RNA from Ostreococcus tauri, 2169 nucleotides. RefSeq names its product 6-phosphogluconate dehydrogenase,C-terminal-like. Gene Ontology annotation, biological process: fatty acid beta-oxidation. Gene Ontology annotation, molecular function: NAD+ binding; (3S)-3-hydroxyacyl-CoA dehydrogenase (NAD+) activity. The coding region runs from base 1 to 2169 and encodes 722 amino acids. The transcript has a single exon. The record is from RefSeq and is a predicted model, not a curated record. Gene Ontology annotation, cellular component: peroxisome. Lineage: Eukaryota; Viridiplantae; Chlorophyta; Mamiellophyceae; Mamiellales; Bathycoccaceae.
AUGCCCGGCGUCACGUCCUCCGUGCGCGACGGCGUGUGCGUCAUCGAGAUGUCGAACCCACCAGUGAAUGCGCUCGCUCUGCCCGUGCUCGAGGGGCUGGAGAAGGCGCUGAAAGAGGCGCAGGGCGAUGGACGGGUGAAGGCGAUCGUGAUUAAAGGCGCCGGCGGCAAGUUUAGCGGCGGAUUCGACAUCGGUCACCUGCGAAAAUCGACCCAGGGGGCGCCUGCGAGCGAUGUUGGAGAAUUUAACGCAAUUUUGUGCACCUUGGCGGAAGGUGGGGCGAAACCGUGCGUGGCGGCGAUCGAAAACUUGGCGUUGGGUGGCGGAUUGGAGGUCGCCAUGUCGUGCGCGGCGCGGGUGGCGACCCCGGGGGCGCAGUUGGGGCUUCCGGAGCUUCAGUUGGGGGUCAUUCCUGGGUUCGGGGGAACGCAACGAUUGCCAAGACUGGUCGGAUUGGAGAAAUCGCUAGAGAUGAUGCUCAAGAGCAAGUCGAUCAAGGCGGAGGAGGCGCUCAAACUUGGUUUGGUUGAUAAAAUCGUCGACCCGGCGAACGCAGUGAACGCGGCGUGCGAGCUCGCCAAGUCGAUUGCGAGCGGCUCAACGAAGCGAGAACUCUCCAUGUAUCGGAAAGAUAAACUUCCGGAUCCGAAAACAGCGCAGGCGAUUCUGAAAGAGGCCGGGAAGAAGGCAAAACAUGUUCAGUCUGUGAUGCCUCACGUGGCCCUCUGUGUGGAUGCCGUCGCAGUCGGGAUCACCGAAGGACCGGAGGCGGGAUUGCAACGCGAGGCCGUGAACUUUAAGAAGGCGGUGUCUUCUCCGGCUGCGAAGGGUUUAGUGCACUUCUUCUUCGCUCAGCGUGCAACGAACAUCGUACCUGGAGUGACAGAUGGCGGUCUCAAGCCUCGAGUGAUGAAAUCUGUCGGCGUUGUGGGAGGAGGAUUGAUGGGAAGUGGAAUCGCCACCGCUUGCUUACUCGCUGGUAUCGGAGUCGUUCUGAAGGAAAUCAAGCAAGAGUUCCUCGACGCUGGCGUUGGGCGUAUCCAGUCCAACUUGGCGAGUAUGGUUCGAAAAGGACGGAUGACUGAAGACAAGGCUCGGAAGCUCAUGUCCCUCGUCAAGCCGACCCUCUCGGAUGACGACUUCCGUCAAUGUGACAUGGUCAUCGAAGCUGUCAUCGAGAACUUGGACCUUAAGCAGAAGAUAUUCUGCAACUUGGAGAAGAUUUGCAGGCCCGACUGCAUUCUGAGCACGAACACGAGCACAAUCGACAUCACAAAGAUCGCCACCAAGAUGAAGAAUCCGGAACGUAUCGUCGGCGCUCACUUCUUUUCUCCGGCGCACGUCAUGCAACUUUUCGAGAUUAUUCGCACGAAAGACACACCGUCGCAAAUUUUGGUCGACACAUUGGGACUGAGCAAGCAAAUCAGGAAGACUCCUGUCGUUGUCGGCAAUUGUACCGGUUUCGCAGUGAACCGCGUGUUCUUCCCUUACACGAUGAGCGCCACUGCUCUGGUGGACAUUGGGUGCGAUCCAUACGCCAUCGACCGUGCAAUUAUGAUGUUUGGCAUGCCCAUGGGACCGUUCAGACUCGGUGACUUGGUCGGACACGAUGUGGGUGUUCAUGUCGGGAAAAAUUUCAUCGACGAUUUCCCAGAUAGAGUCUAUCAAUCUCCCCUCAUCCCUUCUCUUCUCGCGAGUAAAAGACUUGGUGAGAAGAGUGGGGCUGGGUUCUACAAGUACGAUAACAAGCGUCGGGCUACCCCGGAUCCCGAGGGCGUUGAGGGUCUCAUUGCGGCCUCUCGGGCUCAGACCCGACUCCCUCUUGAUGGUUCUUCAAUCCCGAACGGGUUGACCCCGCAAGAGAUCGCCGAGAUGAUCUUCUUCCCCGUUGUCAACGAGGCUUGUAGAGUUUUAGACGAAGGUAUCGUCGUGAAGGCUGGCGAUAUCGACACGGCAUCCAUCUUAGGUAUGGGUUUCCCCGCAUUCCGAGGAGGCAUCGUUCACUGGGGCGACUCCGUCGGAGCCGCCGUCAUCGCAACAAAGCUCAGAACUUGGGCGACCCGAUACGGUGGACUUUACCAACCGUGUCCUUACUUGGAGAACUGCGCAAUUCAGGGACGAACGCUGGCCCAGGGUCCGCUGGACACGAAACUUAAGUCUAGAUUGUAA